GCUACACUUGGUUACCCUCUCUACUGAACUCCUCCGUGAUUGAGCAGGGGAACGCAAUCCGGAAGUGGGGUUUUGCGAUACGGAGUUUCGGGACUCGUAACCGUGGAAAUUUUACACUAUUAAGUCAUCUACUUUUCCGAAGGAUUAAAGCUUUUCCGGGUGGUGGUGAUCGUCAGGUUUUGUUUCACUGUUUCAUUCAUCUACACUGAUACGAUGGGGCUCCCUGCGCUGGAAUUCAGCGAUUCCUUUCUGGACAGCCCCGACUUCAGAGAGCGACUCAAAUGCCAUGAAAUUGAGCUGGAUCGUACAAAUAAAUUCAUAAAGGAACUCAUCAAAGAUGGCAAUAUGCUUAUCAGUGCGCUUAAAAAUCUUUCUGCAGCGGUGCAAAAAUUUUCCCAGUCCCUUCAAGAUUUCCAGUUCGAGUGUAUUGGCGAUGCAGAGACUGAUGAUGAGAUUAACAUUGCCCAGUCAUUCAAGGAAUUCUCCCAGCUGUUGAACACAGUGGAGGAGGAAAGACGGCGACUUAUACAGAAUGCUGAUGACGUCUUGAUCACACCACUGGAGAAGUUUCGUAAAGAGCAGAUUGGAGCCGCCAAAGAAGGAAAGAAGAAAUUUGACAAGGAGACGGAAAAGUAUUACACCGUUUUGGAGAAGCACUUAAGCCUGUCUUCUAGAAAGAAAGAGUCCCUUUUACAGGAGGCAGACGCCCAGAUAAAUAAGGAAAGACAGGUCUUCUAUGACGCCUCUCUGGAAUAUGUUUUCAAAAUCCAAGAAGUGCAAGAGAGAAAAAAAUUUGAAUUUGUUGAGCCGCUCCUGUCAUUCCUCCAGGGAUUGUUCACCUUUUACCAUGAGGGUUACGAGCUGGCACACGAGUUAGAGCCAUAUAAGCAACAAUUGCAGUUCAACCUUCAGAAUACAAGGAAUAAUUUUGAGAGCACAAGACAGGAAGUGGAGAAUCUGAUGAGAAGGAUAAGGUCUGCGGAGCAGGACUUUAAAGCCCCAGGACAGUGGACCAUGGAAGGCUUCCUCUAUGUGCAGGAGAAGCGACCCCUGGGGUGCACAUGGAGUCGACACUACUGCACAUAUGAGAAGGGGACCAAAAUGUUUACAAUGAGCAACUCCGAGUUCAAGUCUGGAGGCAAACAGAAUGGACUGAUCAUGAGUCCCCCCGAAAUGUUUAAGCUGAAGUCCUGCAUUCGACGAAGGACAGAUUCCAUAGACAAGCGGUUCUGCUUUGAUAUUGAGGUGGUGGAAAGACAUGGCAUCAUCACACUGCAGGCUCUCUCUGAAUCCAACAGACGACUGUGGAUGGAGGCCAUGGAUGGAAAAGAACCGAUUUACACCCUUCCAGCCCUUCUGAGCAAGAAAGAGGAAACAUUCCUAAAUGAAGCAGGCUUUAAUUUUAUAAGGAAGUGUAUAGAGCUCGUAGAAGCCAGAGGCAUUAACACAAUGGGGCUGUACAGAAUAGGUGGAGUCAAUUCUAAAGUGCAACGACUUAUGACCUCAGUUUUUGCAGCCAAAGCUCCUACAGAUAUGGACCUUGACCCAGACACCUGGGAUAACAAGACCAUCACCAGUGGCCUGAAGAAUUACCUCAGGUGUCUUGCAGAACCCCUCAUGACCUAUAGAUUCCACAAAGACUUCAUCAUGGCAGUCAAGUCUGAUGAUCAGAACUACAGAGUCUGUGCUGUUCAUGCGCUCGUCCACAAGCUGCCUGACAAGAACAGAGAGAUGCUGGAUAUUCUAAUCAAACACCUGCAUGUGGUUUCCACACACAGCCAGAAGAAUCUGAUGACCGUGUCUAACCUGGGUGUGAUUUUUGGCCCCACACUCAUGCGGUCACAGGAAGAGACAGUGGCUGCCAUGAUGAACAUCAAGUUUCAAAAUAUUGUUGUGGAGAUUCUCAUAGAAAACUACGACAAGAUAUUUCACCAAGCUCCAGACCCUAACGUCCCUCUGCCCCUGCCACAGCCUCAGUCUCACUCUCAUUCUCAAUCUCGUACCAGCGCCCGCCGUAGCAAAGCUAUCUGCCUCUCCACCAGAUCCCGCAAGUCCAGAGGCCUGUACCCUCCCACACUGUGUCUAGCUGAUGCCGACAGUGACACAUUUAGUAGCAGUCCUAGCAGCACUCCAAUGGGCAGUAUGGAGUCUCUCUCCUCACACUCUUCAGAACAGAACAGCUGUUCCAAGACCGGCUCCCCCUCGCAUUUCAAACACAAGGCAUCAGGAAGUCUGUGCUGGACCACUCCCUCUCCUUCCUCUAACGGGCCCAAAAGCUCAGCAUGCACCACCAGCCCUGACUCCAGCUCCAAAGAGGAUGCCACCAAGACGGAUGGAGAAUGGGAAGAGGCAUUGAGUACGAGCCCAGGGGAUCAAGGGUCUCCAGAGCUAGUCCAGAAGCGACUGGAGGUUCAUGGUGAUGAACAGCGCAGCCUGUCCUCCUGUUCUUCUCUCACUUCACUGCAUAUCUCUGAAGGUUUCAGGAGCUGUCACGGUUCCAUUCAGAGUCUUGUAUCACGCAGUCAGAGAGACAGUCUGAAGUCCCUGCAUCUGCCUGAGCUUCCUCCUAAAGAGACUGUGAGAUACAGACCUGAUUCCUCAGCCAGUAAUGGCUACCAGAGACCUGGAUCUGUGGUGGCCUCCCGGGCAGCAAUCUUUGAGACCCAUGUGAUUUCCCAGCCCACUACUUUGGGAAGAGAGGCAAAAGCCUUGUAUUCCUGUAAAGCAGAGCACAGUCAUGAGCUCAGCUUCCCUCAGGGGGCACUCUUCUCCAACGCUUUGAAUUUGUGCUUGUCAAUGCAGUGUAUCCCUCUGUUGAACCCGGUUGGCUACAAGCAACAUAUGAUGGCAAGACUGGACUCAUCCCAGAGAAUUAUGUGGGGUUCCUCUGAUGGGGCUGAAAAAGGCAAAGUCCAUGGUAUCCAUGGUGAUCAUUUCUGCAAAAAGGGACCAUUUAUGUACAUUUAUGCCAAACUGUAUGUAAUAGUUUUAUUGCAUACUUGCAUUAUAACUACAUCAUUAACCAUUUCAUACGAUAAUGUUUGUUCAGGAUGUAGAUAUUACAUUUGUCUUAAAUGUUUUAAUAGAUUAUUGCCUUCUAGGUACAUGCAGUUGACUGUAAUAACACACACAUAUCUUUAUUUAUAUAUAGUCCAUAAUGCUUAUGGGCUGUGAUAUUUUAAAUCUGUAAUUCAAGAGAUGAGCUUGCUCAUAACUCUGAUUAGUGCUGCGGUACAGUUCUGAAGGGGACUAUAGAUAUGGGUUAUACAGAGGGAGAAGUACACCUGUACCAUAAGCAUACAAAAUUAUUUCUGUCUGUGAAGAGCAUAAAAGUAAAUGAAAAGCAAAUGCUAACGGCACUCCUGCAGAAGUUAUUAUUAAUAAUGUAACACUUAUGUGAUUAUUAGUGGUGUGUUUUAUUUACUUUAAAGUGGUACCAAAAGAUCAGACAUGUUUGGUAGAUGCAGGUCAUCUGUAAUUUAGUCAAUGUGCGGUGCCACUGAGCACAGACCUUUUAUUUCAACAGUAGUAACAGUGUUAUUGAAUCUUUAAAAGAAUCGUUUUCAAAAUGUGUCACCCAUUGUAAAUCUGUGCAAUUGGUACAAAACUUGGCAAAACAUUUCAAAAAAGAACCUUUCAGUGUUCUUAACAUUAUUUUAACAAAAUAUCGUCACUUAUUUAAUUAUACUGUAACGCUUUAAAAUAAGGUUCCAAUCAUUAACAUUAGUUAAUGCAUUAUGUAUCAUGAACUAACAAUGAACAACAUUUUUUACAGCAUUUAUUAAUCUUUGUUAAUGUUAGUUAAUAAAAAUACAAUUGUUCAUUGAUAGAUCAUGUUAGUUCAUAGUGCAUUAACUAAUGUUAACAAAUACAACAUUUGAUUGAAAAAAAAAAUAUUACUAUAUGUUGAAAUGAACAUUAACCAAGAUUAAUAAAUGCUGUAAAAGUAUUGUUCAUUGUUAGUUCAUGUUAACUAAAGUUGUUGAGUAAUGUUAACAAAUGGAACCUUAUUGUAAUGUGUUACCAUUAUACUAAUAUACUUUGACGUUUUUGUGGCAUUUGAUAAAUCAAUGUUAUGCUAACAAAAAGUGUCCAUUAGAUAGUUUAGUUUCUACUGAAUAUAUUUGUGUGAGUGUAAUAUAGUGCAUUUUAAAUGAAGUACAAUCAACAAAAGAGAAAAUACAUCUGGCAGUGUUACAUUUUGUUGUUGAGUGUGUCUCAGAUACAUGUAAUCUGUAAUAUUUUGUGCUCGCAAAAAAUGCAGUUGUUCAUGUAAUGGUUCUGCUGUAUUUUAUUUUACACUGGUUUAGCAUUUCAAUAUUUUUAAAUGAAAAAUAUGACAUGCAGAUUAUAAUAAUGGUUAUUAACAUCAUGCACAAAGUAAUUUAAUGUUUGAAUUGUCAUUUUCUCAUAAAGCAUUUUAACUAUUAA
Myxocyprinus asiaticus (Chinese sucker) is the source of this 4431-nucleotide messenger RNA. RefSeq names its product Rho GTPase activating protein 42a (gene arhgap42a). Gene Ontology annotation, cellular component: cytoplasm. The record is from RefSeq and is a predicted model, not a curated record. Bases 214 to 3174 code for a protein of 986 amino acids. Gene Ontology annotation, biological process: signal transduction. The transcript has 24 exons. Gene Ontology annotation, molecular function: GTPase activator activity; protein binding. NCBI's taxonomy places the organism in Eukaryota, Metazoa, Chordata, Actinopteri, Cypriniformes, Catostomidae.